Funneliformis mosseae is the source of this 735-nucleotide messenger RNA. Lineage: Eukaryota; Fungi; Glomeromycota; Glomeromycetes; Glomerales; Glomeraceae. The record is from the annotation of a GenBank genome assembly.
AUGGAUUAUUAUGAUGAAAAUAAUGAGCAUUAUGAAGAAGUAGAGGAUGAAAACUUGGAUGACGACGAAGACGAGGAAGGAGAUGCGUGGGAUGACAGCGCAUUAAUAGCCGCUUGGGAUCUCGCUGUGAAGGAAUUUCAGGCAACUAGUCGUAUUGAAGUCCUUGAAGAUUUUCAUAGUAUCAAAGCAAGCACCAGCAAAUCAAGUGCGGAAAAUGACAUUUCCGACACAACGCCUGCUGCUUCAGAAAACUUGAAUAAAAUGGAGAGGUUAGUUAAUAUAACCAAAGAGAACACGUUUGAAAGUUUCGUACAACCAGAUACAUUUGACGAAAAUGAAGAUGCCUCCACAUCUGAAUUUGUUAAGAAAGAUAUAGUCAAUGAACAAAUACGAAAAUUUCACGAAUCGCCUGAACGAAAGUCUAAACCGUCUAAACCUCAACCGGAUAACGAUGCCAAUCCUACAUCCCAUACGAAUGUUCAUGAUUCGUUUUACAGUGGAGAUCAUUCACAUGGUACUUAUUAUCCCGAUUAUUAUACGCCGCCACCACCACCACCAGGAGGUCCACAUCAUCAAUUUUAUCCACCAUAUCCUCAGCCUACCGAUCCUAAUAUUCCACCAAAGGCACCAGUUCCAAUACCUGGAUUUGAUGAUGAAGCAUUGUCCAACUUAAUAAUGGCAUGGUAUUAUUCUGGGUAUUAUACAGGACUUUAUCAGGGACGAAAGGGAAGGUGA